Messenger RNA from Sorex araneus (European shrew), 1085 nucleotides. It is a transcript of the gene SNRNP27, whose product is annotated as small nuclear ribonucleoprotein U4/U6.U5 subunit 27. Gene Ontology annotation, cellular component: precatalytic spliceosome. Gene Ontology annotation, biological process: RNA splicing. The coding region runs from base 1 to 675 and encodes 224 amino acids. The record is from RefSeq and is a predicted model, not a curated record. Lineage: Eukaryota; Metazoa; Chordata; Mammalia; Eulipotyphla; Soricidae. The transcript is spliced from 7 exons.
AUGCCGCCACCUGGGCAAGGAAAACGAAACAGUAGCCCGCAAAGUCGGGCUCCAGGGACCAAGAAAACCGCGGGGUUUCCGACCGACUCUCAGGAACCUGGGGGCGUAGCGUCCACGGUUUCCGAGUCGGAGGCGGAAGCUCAGGAGCCCCUCCCGGAAGUCGCUGCCGUCGCUUCCGGGGCGGCGCGCGGCGCGGGAGGCCUCCGGAUGGGUCGCAGCCGCAGCCGCUCCCCGCGGAGGGAGCGUAGGCGGUCCCGGUCCACGUCCCGGGAGAGAGAACGCAGGCGCCGAGAAAGGUCCCGGUCCAGGGAGAGAGACCGGAGAAGGAGCCGCUCUCGAUCCCCACACAGAAGACGCUCCAGAUCCCCAAGACGACAUAGAUCUACAUCUCCUUCCCCUUCCCGACUGAAAGAAAGAAGAGAUGAUGAAAAGAAAGAAACAAAAGACACAAAGAGCAAAGAACGGCAGAUUACCGAGGAAGACUUAGAGGGCAAAACUGAGGAAGAAAUAGAAAUGAUGAAAUUAAUGGGAUUUGCCUCCUUUGAUUCUACAAAAGGGAAAAAGGUGGAUGGCUCUGUAAAUGCUUAUGCCAUCAAUGUGUCCCAGAAGAGGAAGUACAGGCAGUACAUGAAUCGAAAAGGCGGAUUCAACAGACCUUUGGAUUUCAUUGCAUGAGAAUUGUUAAAGAAUGGUUUCUCCCCCUCACCUUGAUCAGAAGAGUGGAUUUUGUAUUUGUAUAUGAUAGACAUCAAAACAGGAUCACAGUCCUUCUGCCUUGUAAAGUAAGAAAACUUUAUUUAUGAUGUCUGUAGUUCACUUACCUUGCCUGAAGAGAAGAAAGGUUAAAUACUACAUUUUUUCUUCUAGGAAAUAUCUUUGGGGGUAAUCAUCAGUCCCCUUGUUUUGUCCUUAUUCCUGUGGAAGCUUACAUGUUUUCUUCUUGGAUGCUCAUUAGGACUUUUUAAAACACAUAAAAGUAAUUUGGAUGUAAGUUUCUCAAAUAAAACGAUAUUUCUACCCUUUUGUAUUUGAUAAAUAUUUUUAUUACUAAAUAAAAGAAUCCCCCUGCAUUGUUUUCAAUCACA